Messenger RNA from Drosophila virilis, 687 nucleotides. RefSeq names its product gametocyte-specific factor 1 homolog. NCBI's taxonomy places the organism in Eukaryota, Metazoa, Arthropoda, Insecta, Diptera, Drosophilidae. The record is from RefSeq and is a predicted model, not a curated record.
GCAAUUGAAAAUCGUGACUUCACUAUUCGUUCAUCUCUAGACGAAAUUGUACCCGUUACUUGAGCGGCAAUUUUUUAUUUCGCAAUUAAUUUCCAAUAAUCAUGUCGGACCGUGCGGCUAAAAGUGAUAUGCAAAGUGCACUGUCGGAACUGAGUGCUGAUCUUCAAGAUCAAGACGAUAACUAUGUCGUUUGUCCUUACGACAAAGUUCAUCGCAUAUUGCCUUCCCGUUUGGCCUUACACUUAAUCCGUUGUGCUAGAAAUAAUUCUAGUAUUAAAUUGGUCCGCUGUCCGUUCAACACCACCCAUAUGCUGAAGCCCGAUGAAUUACAGGAACAUGUAGCUAGCUGUGAGUUUCGUAAGGUUUAUGCUCGCUUCAAACAUGCCGACAUGUUGCCGCCAACAGAACCACGUGCCCCAGCGACUGAUGUCGUCGAUUCGAGUGAAAACUGGGAUGAGGAGCCACCAGUUCCUACUUAUGAUCCACAAGCCUAUUGUGUAAGGAACCCAGUUAUUCGUUAUAUGCACGGUGGUUCUGCGUCUCAGCGCCGAGACUUUCGCAACAGCGAACGCAUCCGUUUGAAUAAAUUUAAAUGAUUCAUAAUUUAGUUUAAGUAUGAAGAUAAUUAUUAAUGUAUGGGUGACCCCAAAACGAUGGUAAAAAUAUUAAGUUUUACUUUUAAAUAUA